Sitophilus oryzae (rice weevil) is the source of this 2087-nucleotide messenger RNA. RefSeq names its product protein pygopus-like. The record is from RefSeq and is a predicted model, not a curated record. The transcript is spliced from 5 exons. NCBI's taxonomy places the organism in Eukaryota, Metazoa, Arthropoda, Insecta, Coleoptera, Curculionidae. The coding region runs from base 28 to 1146 and encodes 372 amino acids.
GUGAGUUUUUUAAUUUACUAAAAUAAAAUGGCUCACAUGCCUCCAUUCCGAUUAAAUGUCCCUAAUCUGGGACCAGAUAUUACUGGACCUCCAAGUAACCCUAAAAAGAGGAGGAAAAAUAAUCAAGCAGCUCCAAUACAGACACCCCCAAAUGUGCAAGAUUUAUUGCCACCUCCUUUGACUGGCUAUGGGGACACUAUAGUUGCUUCCAACCCUUUUGAUGACUGUCCGAGUACGGUAAAUAAUAUAACUAUGAGUCGAGGACCACAAAUGGGUAUGGGCGGCCCUAAUAUGGGUAUGUCCCCAAAUAUGGGAUGUUCUAUGGGGAUGGGCAGGCCUCCAAUGGGUCCAGGUAUGGGGCCCAUAGGAUCACCAAUGAUGCAUAGUCCAAAUGCUAUGGGGAACCCAAUGAUGGCUAACGGACCCCGAAUGGUAACAGGACAUAUGGGACCAAGUUCAGGUCCACAUGGACCACCUCACAUGAUGAAUAGUCCGAAUGGUCCUGGGCCGAUGCAUUCUAUGACUGGUCCUCCUAUGCACAGUCCUAUAGGAACAAUGGGUCCGAUGGUGGGUAACUGUGGUCCUAUGGGUGGUUCAAUGGGUGGACCCAUGAAUGGACCUAUGAAUGGCGGUGGUCCAAAUAACCAAAUGAAUGGACCAAUGAACGGUCCAGUUAAUGGACCAAUGAGUAGCCCGAUGAAUAGUCCAGGACCUAUGGGCGGGCCUCAUGGUCCAGGCGGUGGUCAUGGUCCAGGGGGUGGAAUGGGUCCAAUGGGCGGACCAAAUGGACCAAUAGGACCUCCAAUGAAUAAUAACAAUUUCAUGAUGUCACCAAUGAAUAGCAUGUAUUCCAAGCCAAUGCCAGUGAGUGCAGGAAAAGUUUAUCCAGCUGAUCAACCCAUGGUUUUUAAUUCACAGAAUCCAAAUGCGCCUCCUAUCUACCCCUGUGGAAUUUGUCAUAAAGAAGUCCACGACAACGAUCAAGCAAUCUUAUGCGAGAGUGGCUGUAAUUUUUGGUUUCACCGUGGCUGUACAGGAUUGACAGAACACGCUUUCCAACUGUUAACGGCCGAAGUAUACGCAGAAUGGGUUUGCGAUAAAUGUUUAUCUACUAAAAAUAUUCCCUUGGUAAAGUUCAAACCUUAGUAUCCCAUCUUCGUGAGAAGCGUAUAGGAAAUAAAUAAUUUGGUCGUUUUAGAAAUGUAAAUUUUUUAAAUUUUGACAGUGGUUUCUUAUUUUUGUGCAUUUUGUUCCUAUUUUCUAGUAUAAAACGUAAUACUUAGUUAUUAAAAACAGAGAAACCAGUUGUCAAUUCUAUUAUGUAAAUAAAGUAGAGAUCUAGUUAUUAAAUUUUUUAAUCUCUAGAAAUACGAGGCCUAUAAUAUAUAAUAACUGAAUAACUUUAGUAUGCUUAAAUAAUAAUAUGCAUAAUAAUAUAAUAACAGGCGUAAAAAUCGAUAGAAUUAGUUGGCCAAAUAAAUAUUUCUAAAAUGACUAAAUCUCUUUUUAGGAGAGAAACUUUAUAACAGUAAGUUUCUAGUGAUGUAAAAUUUCCAGAAAUAUAUUUUAGGAAAUAUUUCCGGAAAUAUUUCCUGAAACAUUGGAAAUAUAUGGAAAUAUUGGAAAUAUAUGAAAUAUUUUAAAAAAUAGCAUAAUAGUCAAGCAAGAGGCAUAUCUUCAUUGCUGUCAUCAGCAUCACACUCAACAUCUUCUUGCCAGUCUACUUCCUCAAAAUCUUCAAUAGUAUCGGAAAUAAAAAUUGAUCUAUUGUCGUUGCCUAUUUUCUUCAGCAAGUUUUCAUCGUGGGAUACAUAGAGUAGCUUAGCGACUCUAUCAUUAGUAAGCCUGUUUCUCUUUUUUGAAUGAAUAUGACUAUAAACGCUAAAACUGCGUUCCGUAGCAGCCGAAUAUGCUGGCAUCAUCAAAAUUCGUGAAGCUACUUAUGAUAAUGAAGAUGAAGAACACAGUCCUUUCCAGCAGGAGACUGGGUUAUCAAAACUACUUUUCCAUAUGAAGUUAUUUCCAAAUAACUUACCACUUCUACAACGGUAAUCUGCUAUUUCAUCUAUUAUUUCUUGCUCCUUUAU